Messenger RNA from Gopherus flavomarginatus (Mexican gopher tortoise), 741 nucleotides. Its product is annotated as zinc finger protein 560-like. The coding region runs from base 43 to 690 and encodes 215 amino acids. The record is from RefSeq and is a predicted model, not a curated record. Gene Ontology annotation, biological process: regulation of DNA-templated transcription. The transcript is spliced from 8 exons. NCBI's taxonomy places the organism in Eukaryota, Metazoa, Chordata, Testudines, Testudinidae.
GCCAGGAUCUGCUCCCGGCCCCGCUGGGAUCCAGGCUGCAGAAUGUUUUGCUCCAGCUCAUCCCAGCCUGGCGUGGGACAGGGAAGAGAAAUGGCUGCAGUGGAGUCAGUCCAGGGGCUGGUGACCUUCAAGGAGAUGGCUAUGUAUUUCACCAGGGAAGAGUGGGCUCUGCUGGACCCCACUCAGAGAGCCCUCUACUGGGAUGUCAUGCAGGAGAACUAUGAGACUGUGACCUCGCUGGGCCAGAGAAUAACAUCCAUGUUUCGCUGCAGAUCAUCUCGUCCUCCCAGGGGCAAGGAAAUGGCUGCAAUGGAGCUGGCUCAGGGGCCGGUGACCUUCGAGGAGGUGGCUGUGUAUUUCUCCAGGGAAGAGGGGACUCUGUUGGACCCCACUCAGAGAGCCCUCUACUGGGAUGUCAUGCAGGAGAACUAUGAGACUGUGACCUCGCUGGGCCAGAGAAUAACAUCCAUGUUUCGCUGCAGAUCAUCUCGUCCUCCCAGGGGCAAGGAAAUGGCUGCAAUGGAGCUGGCUCAGGGGCCGGUGACCUUCGAGGAGGUGGCUGUGUAUUUCUCCAGGGAAGAGGGGACUCUGUUGGACCCCACUCAGAGAGCCCUCUACAGAGAUGUCAUGCAGGGGAACUAUGAGACGAUGGUCUUGCUGGCCUCAAUAGGUCCCUGUGAUGGAAUGUAAGGCUACAUCUAGACUACCCACCGUAUCGGCGGGUUAAAAUCGAUUGCUCGG